Messenger RNA from Selaginella moellendorffii, 620 nucleotides. RefSeq names its product probable inactive dual specificity protein phosphatase-like At4g18593. Gene Ontology annotation, biological process: protein dephosphorylation. Lineage: Eukaryota; Viridiplantae; Streptophyta; Lycopodiopsida; Selaginellales; Selaginellaceae. The record is from RefSeq and is a predicted model, not a curated record. The transcript is spliced from 2 exons. Gene Ontology annotation, molecular function: protein tyrosine/serine/threonine phosphatase activity. The coding region runs from base 92 to 463 and encodes 123 amino acids.
GGAAGCCAUAGCUGUGGUAAAGUCUUCCUUUUUCUUUGCGAUAAAUCUCUGUUUCUUCUUAGGGCUCUCUUCACUCCAACUAGUAGGGUUUAUGGAGGAGGCGUCGAUCGUGUACCGCUGCAGGAAGUGCCGCCAAAUUGUAGCCACCGACUCGAGCGUCCAGCGCCAUGAUCCAGGCUCCGGCGAGCAGGCCUUCUUCUCGUGGAAGAAGCGAUCCAACAACGACGAUGCCAAACCGCGCGAGUGCUCGUCGAUCUUUGUGGAGCCAAUGCAAUGGAUGAAUGGAGUUCAAGAUGGCAGUGUGGAAGGGAAGCUCUUGUGUAACGUCUGCCAGGCGAGGCUGGGGAGCUUUAACUGGUCGGGGCUACAGUGUAGCUGUGGAGCUUGGGUGAAUCCAGCGUUCCAGCUCCACAAGAAUCGUUUGGAUGCUACUACACUCGUGGUAAGCGAUAGAGAGAAAUAAAAAAAGAACAAGGGGGGAGCUUACUUUUCUCUGAGAAGUUAUCAUUGGAGAAGCAAAUCUUCUUCUCCGCCGGGCACCAAUGAAGCCCAGCACUGUCGAUAUAAUCCAUUUUCAAAUAGAUAAGGGAAAGCCUGUCUCUCCCCUUUUAUCAAGCGUA